CUUUUGUCCUCCUCCUAUGUCUUCUUCUUACUGUUUCCUCUGUUUAAAGUUUCGGCUUUUUUUUUAAUAGUUUCUGAUAUUUUUUUUUAAAAAAGUUUCGAUCUUUCAACCCUAAUUUCAAACUGAACUUGCUCGUGAUCGAAUUGGUGAAAGUUGGUUUCUUUUCAAUCAUAGACUUGUUGGCUUGGCUUGGAUGAUCAAUCACUGUUAUAACCUUCUCAGUGAUUCAAAUUAAGGUUUCAUUGAUAAUCAUUCUUCACCAAAUGAAUAUCCCAAAUGGAGAUUUCUCCAAUGCUUCAAGUGAUAACACUUCCUUCUUUUCCACCUCUCUGCCUCUUCUUCCACAACAAAACCUCAAUCCUCUUGAUCAAAUUGCCUCCGGGUUAAACCAUUUCAAUGAUGAUCAUGACUCACAUCCAAUGGAUGAGGAACAGCUUCUUGCUGGUCUAAUGGAUGAGAUAAACUUAACCUCAUUGCCAAAUACAUUAGAUGACUUGGAAGAGUAUGAUUUGUUUGGUAGUGGAGGAGGUCUUGAACUAGAGUCUGACCUCCCAAGAACGAGUUUUGCUGACUCCAAAACUGCAAAUGGUAUUUUCCAAAACAUUGCUGGCGAACAUCCUUAUGGUGAACACCCUUCAAGGACUCUCUUUGUUAGGAAUAUUAACAGCACCGUUGAUGAUUCAGAACUCAGAGCUAUCUUUGAGCAACAUGGAGACAUCCGAACUCUGUAUACAGCCUGCAAGCAUAGGGGUUUUGUAAUGGUCUCUUACUACGAUAUCCGUGCUUCAAGAGCAGCUAUGCGAGCGUUACAAAGCAAGCUGCUUAAAGGGAGGAAACUUGACAUACACUUCUCAAUCCCUAAGGAUAAUCCAUCAGAGAAAGAUGUUAAUCAAGGGACUCUUGUGGUAUUCAACUUGGCUCCAUCAGUAUCAAACAAAGACCUAGAAAACAUAUUCGGAGCUUAUGGAGAGAUCAAGGAGAUAAGGGAAACACCAAAUAAGAGGCAUCACAAAUUUGUUGAAUUUUUUGACGUUAGAUCGGCUGAGUCAGCUCUCAAAGCUUUGAACAGGACUGACAUUGCUGGAAAGCGUAUCAAGCUUGAACAUAGCCGUCCUGGUGGUGCUCGUCGCAACAUGAUGUUGCAAAUGAAUCCAGAGUAUGAGCAAGAUGAUUCACGCAGCUACCUGAAUCUUUCUGACUCUCCUUUAGCCAGCUCUCCUGCUGGGAACUACUGGGGUAACAGCCCUGUUGAUCACAGUCCUCUACAAAGUCUCAGCAGGUCUCCACUGAGUCCAACGCUUUCUUCUAUUCUGAAUUCUCAAAGAGUUAGCCACUUGGAUCAUCUGUUUCCAACGAGUCACAAAGCUUCUGGUUAUCAGCAAACGCAGUCUUACGGUACUGCUUCCUCCUAUGGCUCUUUGAACUCAUUAUCUGGAUCAGAGUUUUUGUGGGGAAGCCCUAGCUCUUCACUCUGGCCUAUGAAUCAUCCGUUCUCUUCAAACGGAAAAGCUCACAUGUUUCCAUACUCGGCUCUAAACGGAUCCAACCAUGUUGGAUCCGCACCGUCUGGACUCUUUAGGAGGUCUUCUGAGACUUCAUCGAUGGGUUCAUCAGCUUUCAGGGGAGCAAGUGGUAAUGUAGCUCCAAGAAACAUGCGUGAAGCUGGUUCCCCAAGUUUCAAAAUGGUGUCUUCUCCAAGACAUAGUCAACUGUUUACGGGCAGUGUCUCUUCUUACCAGUGGCCUGUUGCAACAACGGCUUCAAUUGACGGUAAUAACAUGAACCAAGUGGACAGCAAGAAACAGUUUCAGCUUGACUUGAGUAAGAUUAUGAGCGGUGAAGAUUUACGGACAACCUUGAUGAUUAAAAACAUCCCUAAUAAGUAUACUAGGAAGAUGUUGUUAGCUGCCAUUGACGAGACUAACAGAGGAACUUAUGAUUUUCUCUAUCUGCCUAUUGAUUUCAAGAAUAAAUGCAAUGUGGGUUAUGCGUUUAUCAACAUGGUGUCUCCUACUUUCAUCAUUGCAUUGUACGAGGCCUUUGAUGGGAAAAAAUGGGAUAAGUUCAACAGCGAGAAAGUUGCUUCCUUGGCUUAUGCCCGGAUCCAAGGCAAAACCGCACUCAUGGCUCACUUCCAGAACUCAAGCUUAAUGAACGAAGACAAACGUUGCCACCCUAUUGUCUUUGAUGGAUCAGAGUUGAGCUAUCCGUUCAUCAUGGACAUGGAGCAUUCACAGGAGCAAAGCACACAUCGAAGCUGACAUACAAAUGAAUCUUUUAUUGCCUCUAGUUCAAACGUAAAUAUUCAGUUUCUAGGAUGAGAUGGUGAUGAUGAUGAUGAUGAUCAGUCAAAGUACUGUAAAUUGAUGGUUAUGGUUGUCUUGGUUUGCUUAAUCAUGUACAUAGGAAUGAUUUGAGAUACAUCUUAUUGAUGAUAAAUAAUGGAAGCUUUGUUUGAAUGGUA
Messenger RNA from Brassica napus (rape), 2464 nucleotides. RefSeq names its product protein MEI2-like 3. The transcript is spliced from 11 exons. Gene Ontology annotation, molecular function: RNA binding. The record is from RefSeq and is a predicted model, not a curated record. NCBI's taxonomy places the organism in Eukaryota, Viridiplantae, Streptophyta, Magnoliopsida, Brassicales, Brassicaceae. The coding region runs from base 264 to 2261 and encodes 665 amino acids.